AUGCACAGGUCACCAGCCCACAUCGGGGCCUGGGUACAAUAGUCAGUAUAGACUGUACUGUAUACACAGACGUUAGCCCAGCGAGCCACCUUUGGUAACAGGAUUACGAUGUAGCCACGCACGCCAGGCAUACCUCGACAGGUGAAGGUGGUGACGUGAUCAGAGUAGUUGUGGUGAGGGAUGCGGGUGAACACAGUACUCGUCCUUGUGGCGGCCACCCUACAAGUCACUUCAUGUCAUCUGCCCCACACCCUCGCACAUGAAUGUAACAAAACUAUUAGAAGCGAGGAGGAGGGGGAGGGAGUGGUGGAGUCACCUGGGUACCCUGGCCUCUACCCCACCCCCGCCACCUGCACCUACACCUUUCUGGGCGCCAGCCCCCACCACAAGGUCCAACUCGCUUUUACCUACUUCUCCCUAAGAGAGCCACCUCUUCAUCUCGUGGCUCACGAGAGGUGUUUACACACAGACACCCUGGCCAUGUACAACCUUGUCAACAACUACACUCGCCAAGAGAUUGACACCUUCUGCGGCACCUCCGUCCCCUUGCCCAUUAUGUCUUCCACACCAGGUCUUCAGCUGGUGUUCACGGCCAAGCCAGCAACGUCGCUACCCGAGACUUCACUGUUAAUACAUAAUGGAUUCUCCGCCAGAUUCAAAUUUGUCACAAAUCUGGGAAUGAAGAGCGGGCAGCAGACUGCCCCUGGUGUGUGCCAAUUUCUAUACAACAGUACCAACGCUGCCAAUGGUACGGUGUAUUCCCCCAACCCUGAGGGUUACUACCCGCAAGACACUACCUGCCACUACCUCUUUUAUGGCCGUCCAGGCGAGGUGGUGAGACUUACCUUCAAGUACUUCGACGUGGAGGGGGUCAUGCCGUGUAACGAGGCGACGGACAGCGAUUAUCUGGAGUUUUCAAACUUCCCCAGCGCAGACCGUAAGAUCCCAGCCUACUGUGGCAAUGUUGCCCCCUCCAUCAUCCAGAGUGAUGGCACCUUCUUCAGGCUUACUUUCAGGAGUAAUAACAAAUUUAGUGGAACUGGGUUUGCCACUGACUACCAAUUCCUGGAUAUGUCAUACCAACCAUACACCAUCAAGAAAGUGAUUGUUAUGACGGCCGGAGGCAGUGGAGGGUAUUCGUAAAAUAAAACAAGAAGAUUGAUAAAUUACUAUUGGGCUUAUAGACAACACUAAUGAGAUAAAACAAUAUACAUGAAAGUUCAGUGCUUCCCUUGUGACACCUACCAGAUGCUUCUGGUGUUAUUGUACAGGGGUACCUAGUGACAGCACUAGGAUCCCGCUUCCUCUAUCAAGAAAUAAACUAUUGAAAUUGAAAAAAAAAGUGAAGUCCAGUGCUUUUGAUUGAUUAAUGUAAAAUAAAAUUAAAACAACAUUUGUACUUCAUUUUGCCUGAUUUUUACAAAACCGCAGGCGAGACGUAAAGUACAGUACGGUAUACUGUAGGUAAAUAAACCUUCGUAAAAUUUAGCUGGAGGUGCCAGGGAUUGAACCUGGGGCCUCUCACAUGCGAAGCGAGCGCUCUACAAGAGAAAUAUUGAAGUGUACAUAAAAAGAAAAAAUAUAUAUAUAGUACUUUGGUCAUACAAUUAGGGAUGAGGGGAUAUUAAUAAAAAUAUUAAAGGGUAAA
Molecule: messenger RNA, 1648 nt
Organism: Homarus americanus (American lobster)
Lineage: Eukaryota; Metazoa; Arthropoda; Malacostraca; Decapoda; Nephropidae
Product: suppressor of lurcher protein 1-like
Exons: 6
Coding region: 181-1143 (320 amino acids)
Cellular component (GO): plasma membrane
Source: RefSeq, a predicted model, not a curated record